Messenger RNA from Paramecium octaurelia, 568 nucleotides. The record is from the annotation of a GenBank genome assembly. NCBI's taxonomy places the organism in Eukaryota, Ciliophora, Oligohymenophorea, Peniculida, Parameciidae.
AUGUUUUCAAAAAGUGAUAGGAUUUGUUUUCAGCCUACUUACAACCCUCCUGUUGGCCAUUACGAAAUUAACUAAUAAUAAAAUGCUAAAGGCAUUGAUUUUUCAAAAUCCUUGGCUAGAAACAUAAAUACUAGAUAAAAUGUAAGUCCUUAAAACAACGCGAACAAUUUGCCGAGAGUUUCUUUAGCAAGUCAUCAAUUAUCAGCGUAUGCCAAACCAGGUGAAAGGCUGAAGCUUGAAUAGAAAUAUAAAAAACCAGAAAGAAGGAGCUUCAGUUACUCAUAAAAUGCAGAAAUUUCAAUUAAUAAUUUCGAGAGUUUGCCCCUUAGAUAAAAAGGCAAGAGACUCAAGAUAGUCUAUCAGAAACAAAAUACAGAAUUAGAAAAUUCAAUUGAAUAAUCAGCUUAAUUGCAAAUCUAAGGAUAUUACAAUUCAAGAGCUCAAACUCCUAUGGCUGGAUUGCCCAAAAGAAGAAAACCCAAAAGUAUGAUUACUCAUUUUUACUAUUGAGCACACAGGAAUAUAUUUUCUUUAUUUCCUUCUGACAGUUUGGAGUUGGCAUAACAAA